AUGCAUGUUGAGGUGAAAGAUGCAGGUCUUACAUGGUUGGAUUGGUUGCGCCGCCAACGAGGAGCAGGUGACGCAAUCCCCCCCGAUGCCCAGCAUAACUCCGAAAAUACCAGCGAAACUGUUGCGGAGGAUGGAACAUUCGCUUUAAAGAAAUUUAUGGGAAAGCAGGUUGGGGUGACCAAACCACUGCUUGCCGUCUUUUUACUGGUACUCCUGUCGGGGUUUAUUUUCCGGGUAUCUACCAAGCGAAACUCCCCUAAUUUGAGCUCCCCCAGCUUAAGCCCCCACAGGUUAAGCUCCCAAAACAAAGCAGCCUCGCUCUCUCCAGAUGAUGCAAUCAUACGAAGGUAUUUGGAUGAUCUCGACAAAGUAAAGAACGGGAUGGAGGAGGCCUGGGACUACUUAGAACAACCUGCGCAAGAAGCUUUUCAAAAAUACUUCACUCCGUCGCACGGCGAAGGACAAGAGCUAACUGGUGGUCCGUUGGCGACAAUCAGUGAACACGUCGCUCAGAUGCAAGAAUGUGAAUUCCCAUCCCAUUCUUCUGCGAAGGUGCGGAAGGAUUUCUUGCAACACGUUCAGCUGCUGCUCACCAUUUGCCGCAUGGUCACUCUUCGCCUGGAGCAAUUGAAGUGGGACCCGUUUUCGGAAAAUAAAAACAGAUCUCCAUGGAGUAGUUUUCUUCCCGAAGAGCCUGAUAGUAAUUCUGACCUUGAAGGCGCCUUCGGCAUUUCUUCCUCAGUGAAGGCGGAUGUCUCCUGGGAUGAAGCGUGGAGAGUUGGCAGUGAACAGGGACAGUUAGUAGGUGGAGAAGUAGACGAGGCGCCUGACAUUGAAGUUCCACGAAGUCCUCUUGCCCAUGAAGAGCCUGAUAGUAAUUCGGGGCUUGAAGACCCCUUUGGCAUUUCCUCGUCGAUGAAGGCGGAUGACUUCUUGAAUGCCGUGACGAUGGCAGAGGAUGCACGGAGACAGUCAGUGGAUGGAGAGGAACCCGAAAGAAUAUACGCCAAAGUUCCACGCAGUCCUCCUGUCUACGAAGACCUUGAUAGUAAUUCGGGCCUUGAAGACCCCUUGGGCAUUUCUUCGUCGAUGAAGGCGGAUGACUUCUUGAAUGCCGUGAGGAUGGUCGAGGAUGCACGGAGACAGUCAGUGGAUGGAGAAGAACCCGAAGGAGAGGACGUCAAAGUUCCACGCAGUCCUCCUGUCCACGAAGACCUUGAUAGUAAUUCUGGCCCUGCAGACACAUUGGACAAUUAUUCCCUGUUGACAUCGGCUCAGUUCUUGGAGUCUGUGGGGAUUUUUGGCGGUAACGAGAUACAGAAAGUGCCUAUAAAACUAGCAAGCAGAUUGAAUUCUGCAUUGGGCAUAGAUGAAAGUCGUAAUAUCUCCAACCUAGAUGCCAGAUAUUACUUUGAGCGUUUUCUCCAAGCAUUUGGAGAAGUCGACCCCGCCAGCGCCACUCCUCCCGCUGCCAAACACCAAAUCCCAUAUAGUGGAAAACCAUUUAGAACUGGUGCUCUCGCACAAGCAGCUGCCCAAAUAUUUCGCCAAUCGGAAGGCAAUAUUAACUAUGCAAAGGUACUCAAGAUGCACAGGAUCGCGGAUAACUGGACACCCGAAGGAGUAAAGGAGGCUACAGAACAGCAAGAGGAAGCAAAUAAGUACAACGUAGAACAGCGGUUGCUCAUAAAAGGGGAACAAAUGCGUGUGUUGCGUAAGAAGGGCAUACAAAACAGUGAUUUGGAAAUGAUUGCAUUAUUCCUUCUAUAG
Molecule: messenger RNA, 1770 nt
Organism: Eimeria maxima
Lineage: Eukaryota; Apicomplexa; Conoidasida; Eucoccidiorida; Eimeriidae
Exons: 1
Coding region: 1-1770 (589 amino acids)
Source: RefSeq, a predicted model, not a curated record